CUAAUAACCCCAUCAUUUUCCUCUCGCCUUCUAGGUCUACAUGUUCAAGUAUGACUCCACCCAUGGCCGUCACAAUGGUGAGGUCUCCCACGAGGAUGGCAAGCUCAUCGUCGAUGGAAACGCCAUCUCCGUCUUCCAGUCUAUGAAGCCAGCAGAGAUCCCCUGGGGCAGCGCCGGAGCCAAGUAUGUCGUGGAGUCCACCGGAGUCUUCCUCAGUGUGGAGAAGGCCUCUUCUCACCUCCAGGGUGGAGCUCAGCGUGUUGUUGUGUCCGCCCCCUCACCUGAUGCUCCAAUGUUUGUCAUGGGAGUUAAUGAGGACAAAUAUGACCCCUCCUCCAUGACCAUCGUCAGUAAUGCCUCCUGCACCACCAACUGCCUGGCCCCCCUGGCCAAAGUCAUCCAUGAUAGCUUUGGCAUCGAGGAGGCUCUUAUGACUACAGUCCAUGCAUACACAGCCACUCAGAAGACAGUGGAUGGUCCUAGUGCUAAGGCAUGGCGUGAUGGCCGUGGUGCCCACCAGAACAUCAUUCCAGCCUCCACUGGUGCCGCCAAGGCAGUGGGCAAAGUCAUCCCUGAACUCAACGGUAAGCUGACAGGCAUGGCGUUCAGGGUGCCAGUGGCUGAUGUGUCAGUGGUCGACCUGACAUGCCGCCUGUCCAAGUCCGCAUCUUACUCUGAGAUUAAGGAAGCUGUCAAGAAGGCCGCACAUGGGCCCAUGAAGGGAGUGCUGGGUUACACCGAGGACCAGGUGGUUUCCUCCGACUUCAUUGGUGACACCCACUCCUCCAUCUUUGAUGCUGGCGCUGGCAUUGCCCUCAACGACAACUUUGUCAAGCUCAUUUCCUGGUAUGACAACGAGUUUGGCUACAGCCACCGUGUCGCUGACCUGCUGUUGUACAUGCACUCCAAGGAGUAGCCACUUCCUUUUGAGAAAGGAAGUCAGGAAAGGGACCACCCCCAACCAUCCAUGCCCUCUCUUCUCUUUUACACACAAGCCCCACCCAUAGCCAAGUCCUUGCAUCACAGCCUUUAGCUCUACUACAGCAUAUGUAGGCAGCAGCAACAGCGUGUUUGAGUGUUUGGUUUGUUUUUCCUUUAUUGACGAGACGAUUGGUCAGUGACAGUAUUUGUGUCUGUGUGCCCCCCUCUCCACCUCCCUCUGCCACAUUAGAUGUGUCGUAAUGGCUCAUUGCUAUGGUAACUACUGUGUCCAUCACCCUGUUGUUGUGUUUUAAAGGUUAAAUCAGCAGUGGAAGGAGGAAGCUGAGAGGUAGAGCUACUGUAACUCCACUAAAGAGUAAUGAGACAAAGAAAUAAAACUUGAAAACCUCAA
Messenger RNA from Paralichthys olivaceus (Japanese flounder), 1333 nucleotides. NCBI's taxonomy places the organism in Eukaryota, Metazoa, Chordata, Actinopteri, Pleuronectiformes, Paralichthyidae. The record is from RefSeq and is a predicted model, not a curated record.